Messenger RNA from Aspergillus tubingensis, 1194 nucleotides. RefSeq names its product Hsp70 family protein. The transcript has 7 exons. The record is from RefSeq and is a predicted model, not a curated record. NCBI's taxonomy places the organism in Eukaryota, Fungi, Ascomycota, Eurotiomycetes, Eurotiales, Aspergillaceae. Bases 1 to 1194 code for a protein of 397 amino acids.
AUGCCACUGAGAGUAGCGGAAGAUGGAAAAAUCAUGGUCGGGGUAUCCUACUCCUUGAGGAGCCUUGAAGUGCGAGGAGGGGAAGAUAAUGAUCACCUCAUUGAUGAGUGGCCCGCUGCCAAUUCCAGGGAAAUAACUGCAAGUAAAGUCCCCACGAUCGUCCAGUACGAGCAUAAAACCGUGAGAGGUAUCAAGACACUAGAGGCGACCCGGUGGGGGGCCCAGGUACUGGCGAGCAAGGAAAACUGUUCAUCUCUUUUCAAACCGUUGCUUGAACCUAACUUUGAUCGAGAUCAUGAUCCUUAUGCGUUUUGGAAUUCCACAGUCGGUCACGGGGGUUUUUUCUUACCGGAAGCCAAGGAGCCCUCCGAUGUCAUAAAAGACUACCUGGAUUGUGUCUGGAAGUAUUCAAGCAAAACUAUUUUCAAAAAUACCCGCCAAGGGCCUUCCUAUCACCCGGUACACUACACUAUCACUGUACCGGGAAUCUGGGCAAGGGAAACCCGCAAGGCGCUGGAACGGAUCGUCAAGGAUGCCGGGCUAGCAACGAAAACAAAUGACAUACUGACUAUGAUUCCGGAGCCCAUAGCGGCAGCAGUGGAUAUCUUUAGAAAAAAGGCGGAUACAUUCCAGGGUGACGUCGUCAUGCUCGUAUGUGAUAUUGGCGGAGGAACUAUCGAUGUAGGAUCGGUCUUCAUCCGUCAAACUGAGUUUGGCCGCUAUAUUCGGCAGCUCGAGCCAACCCGAGGGGACCUUGGCAUGUUAUCAGUGGAGGCGGCUUUCUACAGAACAAUGUAUGAGAGGUUUAAGGACACAUUCAAAAAUCAGAACACGGAGUCCAUAGGUCCAAGUAGUGCCUGGAUUCGCGAGUUCCGGGAUUGCUUUGAGAGAUUCGCCCCCGAAAACCUAGAGGAGCACGGCUGGGAAUGCCGUUUGCCGUUCUGGUCACUACUAUCGUCUAAUAACCCGGACUUUUACGACCGUCGCCGGAAGGAAAUAUUCCUGUCCGCUCGAGACAUACAAGCGUUUCUCGACCCUGUCAUUGAUAUGGCGCAUGCUUACUUGGUCGGAGGUGGGGCAGAAAAUGCCUACAUCUUACGGUCAGUCAAGCGGAGGAUAAAGGAUAAACAUGCGCUAGAUGUCUACACUCCUGACAAGCCGCAACUAGCCGUCGUCAAUGGAGCCGGAGUUUAG